GAGAAGGCCAAGAUUGUGGUCGCGGAGGCCGAUUUGGGGGAUGCGUUUUAUGAGAGCUGGAAGCGGUGGGACACGUGUAGCCUGUGCGAGCAAGAGUACCACGGCGUCGUGGCGUGCGCGCUCGGGUGGGCGGCCUGGAAGACGUACCUGGGCCGGCCAGCGGUGGACUGGGCUCAGAAGAGCGCGAUGAGUAUGCUCGCUACCGCUUUGCGCGAUGAUGCCAGGUACGAGGAAGCACGUGUGGUGUGUUUGGCGGGGUUGGCCGCCUGUGACGACAACUUGUCCUUUAUUCUCGAUCUUCUCGAUGGCCUGGCAAGUUGCAACCGCGCACUCGGCCGAUACGACGACGAGCUCGAAAAUCUACGUGAAAUUUAUGCCAAGACAGAAGUAGCUUACGGCCGGGACGAGAAGACAUACGCCGCGGCCCUUCGAUACGGUAAGGUACUGGUCGAACAAUCUUAUGUUCACGACGCAUUGUUACUUUUGAACGAAGCAAGCCUCGAUUCCGAGGGGGACCUGGGGAGUGAACACGCUCUCGUCGUCGACUUGCAUCAUGCGUGGUGUCUCUCCCUCUGGUUGUAUCACUUCUUAGGACAUAGCGACUACCGCAGCGAACUCCGAGUUGCCGUGCAAGCGCCCCUACUUUUACUCGCACGUACGCAAGACGCUGAUCAAAAGCGUGAGAUAGAAUAUAAUUUGUGCAUGGUGUUGACACACCAGCUCGAUUGGAGUUUGGACGACCUCGAGCUCGACUCCACUGACCGGCAAAUUGUUGACAGAGUUCUCGCCGAC
This is a messenger RNA of Pelagomonas calceolata, 792 nucleotides long. The record is from the annotation of a GenBank genome assembly. Lineage: Eukaryota; Pelagophyceae; Pelagomonadales; Pelagomonadaceae.